CUCUGCUUUCUGCAUCAUCAAUCCAUACACACGGAAAACAGACACACGUAGAACUAGAAAGGAUGAGCAGCCUCAAUGGUGCAGCUGAACAACAGAGGCCAACCUUCACUCACUUGGCCCACCACCACCCCUUAGAGCUAGCCAAUGGCCUAAACAACCACCUCGUAAGCUGCUCGGGCUGCACCCUCCCUAUCCUCGGAGGCAAGGACUACUAUACUUGCCGGCCUUGCUCCUUCUCCCUCCACUCCUCCUGCUUUAAAAUGCCUCCUUCCCUUCGCCACCCUUCCCACCCUGCCCAUGAACUUCGCCUUUCCUGCUCCUCCACCACUGCUGCUCCAUGCCAGGCCUGUGCCCAGCCGAUUGCUCCCAGCUCAGGAGGCGGCUUCUUCUACAGCUGCCAAUUUUGUCCUGUCCACUUCCAUUCGCUUUGCCUAUUCCGGCCAGUCUCCAUCUCCCACCCUUUCCACCCGGUCCACGAGCUGUCCUUGAAGUUCUCCUCCCCUUAUGGAGCCGGUGUUGGGUUCCGUUGCGAUGUAUGUGGGAAUCCUGGGCUGCCUGAUCAGUGGCUCUACCGGUGUGAUAUGUGUGACUUUGACAUCCAUGCUGAAUGCUCAGCUGCCACAUCAGCUGUCACAACCACCCGGAGCGCCCUGACAGCCGGGUCACCAGGUGGUGCUCCACCUCAACCUCCGCUACCUGCGGGCUAUCCCCCUUCCCUACCUCCAACAAACUCUGGAGUGGCAUAUCAGGGAGCAACUACCGUCCAGCUUCAACAACCACAGCCUGCUGUAGGAAUGGGAAUGAACCAAACACAACUGCAGUCAUGGUCUGGAUAUCAGCAGCCUGCGGGUGUCGGAGCUGGAAUGACCCAAGCACCGCCACAGGUUAUCGGCGGCGGUUAUUCUAACCCCAUGUCUUAUCCUAUCCAGACAGUGGGUGCAGUGCCAGUCGCUCCUGCUCCAGCAAUGGGAAUGGGAAUGGGAAUGGGAACACUGGUGAUGGCGGGAGUCGCCACAGGUGUAGGAGAAGGGAUAGGACAAGGAAUUUUUCAGAGCACUGCGAGUGCUUUUGGUGGACACGACUCCUCGGGUUUAUCAGAUCAGCACAUCAUCUGAUACGUUCCAAAUCCUCGGGUCAUGGACUUAUGUUUCUGCGGUUUCUGUUUUUCGCUUCUUCGUUCAGGUGUUCUUGAUAUAGAACGGAGUGUUUUAACUUCCUGAGCAGGUGGACUACUAGAAAUUAGUCCUUGUUCUUUUCUUUCCUGCAACUCCGUUAUUUUACAGUCCCAUGUUUGCUAUAUUGAAACUUUCUUUUUCCAUCGACCUGUAAGAAGGUAUCACAUGACGGACCCAUUUAUUGAAUGAAAGAGACUUUGAAUUAA
Messenger RNA from Punica granatum (pomegranate), 1381 nucleotides. The record is from RefSeq and is a predicted model, not a curated record. NCBI's taxonomy places the organism in Eukaryota, Viridiplantae, Streptophyta, Magnoliopsida, Myrtales, Lythraceae.